AUGUCCGCCGUAACGCGCCUGGGCCUCAUAGGCGGCGUCCUCACCACCUCCGCCGCCCUCGCCGGCCUCUCCACCCUCCCCGCCGUCCGCGACACCCUCACCAAACAUCUCGGCCCCAACGGCGUCAAGCACACCUGGCGCCUCCUCGCCCUCCUCGUCGCGCUACUAAAUCUCAAAAAUCUGCCAGGCUUCUGGCACAUCCGCGUGCUCCGCGGCAUCAUCUACCAACUCUACUUCCAGCCGCACCCGCAGCAGCCGAAACACCUCUUCGCCCCGAUGAUCACGAGCAGCUACAACACGCCGUACGACACCGACUACAACUUCCACAAAUCGAACAGCACUUAUUUCGCGGAUCUCGAUGUCGCGCGCGCGCAUUAUAUGGGGUGCAUUAUCCGCACGGGUCUUGCGAGGCUGAAUAAAGGCGAUGAGCAGGGAUUGCCGAAGGAUACCACCGAGGCGGGCGGGAAGUACUUUGUCGCGCUGGGGAGUAUUAGCUGCUUCUUCCACAAGCAGAUCGAGCCGUUGCAGCGCUUUGAGAUUUUCACGCGAGUGCUGAGCUGGGAUCGCAAGUGGCUUUACGUCGUGUCGCAUAUUGUGAAGCACGGCGCUGUGCGGCCGGAGAGCUACGCGCUGCAGCCUUGGAGGAAGAGGAAGGCGCGGCGGCAAGGGAAGGGCGGAGAGCAAGAAGGUGAUGCGCAGGAUCUUUCAAAGGUCAUUUUUGCUACGAGCGUGGCGCGAUAUGUGUUCAAGAAGGGGAGGAAGACGAUCAACCCGGAGGUUGUGCUUGAGAGGUCACGACUGCUUCCUCCGCGGCCCGAUGGCGUGGAUCUGCCUCCGCGGACAGAGGGGACUCCGAGCGAUGCAACACCCGCACCUGCUGAGACGCCGUCCGCGGACGAUUCCUGGACAUGGGAUGAUAUGGAAAAGGAGCGGCUUCGCGGGCUGAAAAUUGCCACCCACUUUGAUGCUUUGAGCGCUGCACAGCACGAAUUGAGAGCGAGUGAGGCCCUUGGACAGUACGGCGAUUACUGGUAA
Neohortaea acidophila is the source of this 1035-nucleotide messenger RNA. Its product is annotated as 4HBT like protein. The record is from RefSeq and is a predicted model, not a curated record. Bases 1 to 1035 code for a protein of 344 amino acids. NCBI's taxonomy places the organism in Eukaryota, Fungi, Ascomycota, Dothideomycetes, Mycosphaerellales, Teratosphaeriaceae. The transcript has 2 exons.